AUGGGUCCCCUCAGCGUUAGCUCUGUUCCUUAUGAUUUCACCUCGCAUGGCAGAGAUAAUUUUAUCAAUAAGUUUAUUGAGACGGAUGUCAGUCUGAGACAGACCCUUAUUAUUUCUUUAUGGGCUCUUUGGCACAAAAGAAAUAAAUUGAUAUAUGAAGGAAUUAAGUACUCCAAGCAGGAUCUUGUUGGUUUUAUCCGAGGGUAUUGUCAGGAAAUAUCUUCUUGUCAUACAAAUCCGAAGUCGUUUCCUAUCUCUACGAGGAAUCAGCUAUGGCGUCCCCCUAACAGUGGGACGUCCUUCCUAAAAGAAUCAAGAAUUUCUUUUGCAGUUAUUCUUGCAAGAAAUAAUGAGGGGCAGUUUUUUGGUGCGUGCACUUACCCUUUCGGCGAUGUGGUGGACGCGGUUGUUGCGGAAACGAGAACCUGUAAAAGGGCCAUGCUUUUUGCGGCUGAUCUGGGGUGGAAGAGGAUUCUUUUGGAAGGGGACUCUCUGACAACUAUUAAGAAACUGAACUCAAAGGAGGAGGAUAGAUCUAUCCUUAGACCAAUUAUUAAUAACAUUCGUGUUCUUAGGAAAAAGUUUGAGAAUGUCUCGUACCUGCUUGUACCGAGGGUGGUUAAUAGUACAGCGCAUACCUUAAGAGCUUUUGGUCUCAAGAACUACCGGAAUCAGUUCGGAAAAUUAUGGAGAAAGAUUUGGAAGCCUAGGUUCAGAGAGGUUGAGGGGUUGGGCAUUCUUUGA
Gossypium arboreum is the source of this 744-nucleotide messenger RNA. RefSeq lists its product as uncharacterized. Gene Ontology annotation, molecular function: nucleic acid binding; RNA-DNA hybrid ribonuclease activity. NCBI's taxonomy places the organism in Eukaryota, Viridiplantae, Streptophyta, Magnoliopsida, Malvales, Malvaceae. Bases 1 to 744 code for a protein of 247 amino acids. The transcript has a single exon. The record is from RefSeq and is a predicted model, not a curated record.